AGGAAGGAGAUGUCAUGAAAUGGGGAAGAAAACACUGAGUGCAAAGGAAAAUGGGAAGGAGAGGCAGCAGCAUGGCGAGCGUCCUGUCCCGGCGCCUUGGAAAGCGAUCCCUUCUGGGAGCCCGGGUAUUGGGGCCCAGUGCCUCGGAGGGGCCCUCGGCCGCCCCACCCUCGGAGCCGCUGCUAGAGGGGGCCGCUCCCCAGCCUUUCAUCGCAUCCGAUGACACCCCCUGCCAGGAGCAGCCCAAGGAAGCCCUCAAGGCUCCCAGCACCUCAGGCCUUCAGCAGGUGGCCUUUCAGCCUGGGCAGAAGGUUUAUGUGUGGUACGGGGGUCAAGAGUGCCCGGGACUGGUGGAGCAGCACAGCUGGACGGAGGGUCAGGUGACCGUCUGGCUGCUGGAGCAGAAGCUGCAGGUCUGCUGCAGGGCGGAGGAGGUGUGGCUUGCGGAGCUGCCUGGCCCUUGUCCCCAGGCACCACCCCUGGAGCCUGGACCCCAGGCCCUGGCAUACAGGCCCGUCUCCAGGAACAUCGAUGUCCCAAAGAGGAAGUCGGACGCAGUGGAAAUGGAUGAGAUGAUGGCGGCCAUGGUGCUGACGUCCCUGUCCUGCAGCCCUGUUGUGCAGAGUCCUCCCAGAGCUGAGGCCAACUUCUCUGCUUCCCGCACGGCCUGCGACCCGUGGAAGGAGAGCGGUGACGUCUCAGACAGCGGCAGCAGCACCACCAGCGGUCACUGGAGCGGGAGCAGUGGCGUCUCCACCCCCUCGCCCCCCCACCCUCAGGCCAGCCCCAAGUAUUUGGGGGAUGCCUUUGGUUCUCCCCAAACUGAUAAUGGCUUUGAGACGGAUCCUGACCCUUUCCUGUUGGACGAACCAGCUCCACGAAAAAGAAAGAACUCUGUGAAGGUGAUGUACAAGUGCCUGUGGCCAAACUGUGGCAAAGUGCUGCGCUCCAUCGUGGGCAUCAAAAGACACGUGAAAGCCCUCCACCUGGGGGACACAGUGGACUCUGACCAGUUCAAGCGGGAGGAGGAUUUCUACUACACCGAGGUGCAGAUGAAGGAGGAAUCUGCUGCUGCUGCUGCUGCUGCUGCUGCUGCUGCUGCUGCGGGCCCGCCCGUCCCUGGGACUCCCACCGCCGAGCCAGCUCCCACCUCCAGCAUGACAGGCCUGCCCCCAUCCGCUCUUCCACCACCUCUGCACAAAGCCCAGUCCUCCCGCCCAGAACACCCUGGCCCGGAGUCCUCCCUGCCCUCGGGGGCUCUCAGCAAGUCAGCUCCUGGGUCCUUCUGGCACAUUCAGGCUGACCAUGCAUACCAGGCUCUGCCGUCCUUCCAGAUCCCCGUCUCGCCCCACAUCUACACCAGCGUCAGCUGGGCUGCUGCCCCUUCCGCUGCCUGCUCCCUCUCUCCGGUCCGGAGCCGGUCGCUAAGCUUCAGCGAGCCCCAGCCGCCAGCACCUGCAGCGAAAUCUCACCUGAUUGUCACUUCUCCACCCCGGGCCCAGAGCGGAGCCAGGAAAGCCCGAGGGGAGGCCAAGAAGUGCCGCAAGGUGUACGGCAUCGAGCACCGGGACCAGUGGUGCACGGCCUGCCGGUGGAAGAAGGCCUGCCAGCGCUUCCUGGACUGAGCCGGCCCGCAGCCUCUGCUCUGCCCCUGCGCUGCCGGCAGCCGCUGACAAGGAGCGGAGGGUCACCAGCUCUGGGCAGACGCCGAAAGAGAAAGAACGGCCGCGCAGAGCUUGGGCUCUGUUGGCUAAGGUGUAACACUUAAAGCAAUUAUCUCCCAUUGCAGGAACAUUUUAUUUUUUAAAAAAAGAAACAAAAAUAUUUUUUUUCCCUCUAAAAUAGGAGAGAGCCAAAACUGACCAAGGCUACUCAGCAGUGGAGCAGUGACCAAAGAAUUAACUGCCCUCCGUCUCCCACGGCCCCCACCCCCGCUCUGGGGGUUUAGCUCGUGCGGAGCAAAAGAAGGAACGGCUCGUUCUGCUUCCUGCUGAGUCCGUGAAUUCUUUGCUUUCUCAACUCUUCCAGAAAGGACUGUGCGCAAGAUGCAUUUACUUUUCUUAAAAAAAAAAAAAAAAAAAAAAAAAAAAGAGUUUCUGGCUGAUGGGUGACUCAGAGUGCAGGAGUGCCUGGCCGGGGUGCGGAAGAGGGGUUUGCUCUUCUCGGAGGGUACCUCCUGCCCCCUGGCUGAGCACCCUGCACGGAAGUCAAAGGAAAGCCCUUUCUUGGUGACAGCGACUUAAAUCUGGGUUCCUUCAGACAUUGGGUUGCACCCCAACAAAUAUUAAAUGGCUUCUUCUUAAAGCCCAGAGUAAGAGAUUUUUUAAAAGACUGUCGCCAAGUAGCUGAGCCAAAAGGCUGAUCAGAAUUCACUUUUUGAAAUGUGGCAGUGAAACACUACCUUGAGCAUUCCCUCCUCUCGUCGAGGCAGUCCGUGAGGGUUUGAGCGUCUGGAAACUCUCUGCUCUGACCCGAGGAAGCGCCCUCCUGCCGCCGCCUCCCUCCGCUUGUGGAAAGGACACCUCAGAAAUGCCGUGUUUUCUUUUCUGAUGUAUUCAGAAGCCUUUGCUGGUUCAAGUUUCCUUUUAUUUCGGUGGCCGGGAGAGUCCCA
Molecule: messenger RNA, 2611 nt
Organism: Saimiri boliviensis boliviensis (Bolivian squirrel monkey)
Lineage: Eukaryota; Metazoa; Chordata; Mammalia; Primates; Cebidae
Gene: ZNF395
Product: zinc finger protein 395
Biological process (GO): regulation of transcription by RNA polymerase II
Cellular component (GO): nucleus
Molecular function (GO): RNA polymerase II cis-regulatory region sequence-specific DNA binding; DNA-binding transcription factor activity
Source: RefSeq, a predicted model, not a curated record